CCCCCCCGCCCGGUGCCCGGAAACCUGGCUGCUCCCCACCCACGUCCCCGGGCCUGCAGCGGGGCAGGGAGCUGUGGGGGGGGCUCCCUGGGCUCAGGCACCAGCGGCUUCCUCACCCCACUCGGGCUCGGCUGCGACCCAGAAAAUAAAUGAAUGCUAAUGGGACAGCCAUUUCCCUGAAGUUCAGGUUUUCAGGCUGGCUGCCAUGAUGGUGUAGAUUUAUCCUUGGACACAUUUGGAGUAAACUACAGGCUGGUGUACAUAGGAGCAACCACUGUGGCGUGGAGUUGAAGUAAUGAAGGAUGAUCAGUCUUUGAAUUCAAUCGAGCAGCAAGCUUUGAAUUCAAUCAUGCAGGAUUUGGCUGUUCUUCAUAAGGCUAGUCGUCCUGCAUUGCCAGUACAAGAAACAGGAAAACCAAAAUCAUCUUCACCCAAAAAACAGAAUGAUGUUAGAGUCAAAUUCGAACACCGAGGUGAAAAAAGGAUUCUACAAUUUCUCAGGCCUGUGAAACUAGAAGAUCUUGCGUCUAAAGCUAAAGUUGCUUUUGGACAGCCUAUGGACUUGCAUUACAGCAAUAAUGAGCUGGUGAUUCCAUUAACUACACAGGAUGAUUUGGACAAAGCUGUUGAACUGCUAGAUCGUAGUGUUCACAUGAAGAGCCUCAAGAUAUUGCUUGUAAUACAUGGAAAUUCACAGGUUCCUGUCCUAAGUAACAUGGAACCAUUGGCAUCACUGGAAGAUUUGGAUAAUACAGUGUUUGGAGUGGCAGAGAGUAAAAACAGGCUGUCUGUAAUAGGUUCUAAUACACGUGAUAGAAGUUCACCUCCCCCGGGAUACAUUCCAGAUGAGCUGCACCAGGUGGUACGAAAUGGAUCAUUCACUAGUAUCAAUAGUGAAGGCGAGUUCAUUCCAGAAAGCAUGGAUCAAAUGCUGGAUCCAUUGUCCUUAAGCAGUCCUGAAAACUCCGGCUCAGGAAGCUGUCCCUCACUUGACAGCCCUUUAGAUGGGUAAGAACUACUUGCAUUUAGCACUUCUUUCUGCUAGAUUGUUUGAAAGUACCUACCACGGAACAUAGUAACUCAACCUUCAGAAACAAUUUCUAGGUGUAUUUUUUUCAAAUGCACAUACACACACGCACAAAAGCAAGAACAAUAUAACUUACUGGGAUUUAACUGCUUACUGAUGCACAGAAGAGAAGAGUGCCAUAUCAACCUGUUGUUUUUGAAGAUGCAUGAAAUUUAAAACAUCAGUUUCUGGACUUGCUGCAUUUUGUUGCACACAGAUUUAUUGUAAAUCUGGCCAUUGUUGUCUUGUUUGUAAAUUGAGUCUAUUCCACAACCAUGAAUUACUCCUUUAAACAUGCACUUUAGAUAUUGACAUAAUCUGCAAGAAACUUCCAUUCUACUAAUGGAUUACCCAGCACUGUGCUUAAUAUU
Messenger RNA from Chelonoidis abingdonii (Abingdon island giant tortoise), 1437 nucleotides. Lineage: Eukaryota; Metazoa; Chordata; Testudines; Testudinidae. The record is from RefSeq and is a predicted model, not a curated record.